Messenger RNA from Brettanomyces bruxellensis, 696 nucleotides. RefSeq lists its product as uncharacterized. The transcript has a single exon. Bases 1 to 696 code for a protein of 231 amino acids. The record is from RefSeq and is a predicted model, not a curated record. Lineage: Eukaryota; Fungi; Ascomycota; Pichiomycetes; Pichiales; Pichiaceae.
AUGCUCAACUUAUUAGAAACAUCAUUCAUUCCGAAUAGAUUUAUGAACUACAAUCUUUCCGAGGACAACACAUUUCCCAGUAUGCAUAUAUCAUUGACCCCAUUAGUAAACUACAAAAGGAUGAAAAUGUUAACAUUAUACAAACAGGCAUUUGAGAAAAAGAUAAAGGAGAUCAGACCGCUGUUAACCAAGCUUAAAUCUACCACAUUCACUUUUCAAACUUCACCAAAAAUCCUUUCAAAUUAUGAUUACAGUACAUUUUACUUGGUUUUGCCGCUUUCACAACAAAGUUGUAAGAAUCUUAAACAAUUGUCCGACGAACUAUCACAUAUAAGAAUAGAAUUGUUAAAAGAGCAUCAAAAUAUGGAGCCAGGUGUUUACCCCGGUGAAGAGAAAGAUAAACCAAUUUUAUUUCAACCAUGCAUUCAUUAUACUUUAGGUAAGAUGAAAAUUCCUGCAAGAAAAGAUCAGAAUUUACAUUUUGGAAUGUACGAAACCUACUAUAUGAACGAGGUCCUUCUGAAAACAAAGUCCCAGCUAUCAGAUAUGUUUGGUGCAAAGAUGCAUGAUAUUCAUAAAAUAUCGGACCGAAAGCUUUCCUUGAACACCCAAGAGAUCGAAAAAUUGAAAUUUAUACCCACGGAUUUGACCCUAUCAAUGAGCGGAGGCCAACUAAGGUAUCCAUUAUCUACUUGA